AUGAAUAAUAAUAAUAAAUGGAGUAAAAGAAAUCGAGGUGGUGGCGGUGGUAGAUCUUACGGUGGCCACGGUGGAGGUAAAAGAAACAGAGGACCCAGAAAUAAUGGUCAAGAAGGCAGAGGUUUCCAAAAAUUUGUGGACACUGAUUAUCCUACUAAUGAACAACAAGACUAUUGGCCGCAACACGAUAGGAACCAUGAUAAUAAUAUAAAUAAUUGCUAUCAAGUUGGCGGAAAUGCAGCAGGUGCUGGCAUAUUUCCCUGGAUUAGAAAUAAACCUUUAAAUCCUUUAAUAAUACCACCGCAAAAUCAAUUACAGAAUGAACCAUUUCCUGAGCAAUUUCCUAAUAAUAACAAUAAUAAACUGAUUUUCGAAGAACCAGUAGAAAAUUCCAAAUUACCUGAGAGUAGUGAACAAAGGAACGCAGAAACACAGCAGCCAGAGGAGAAUUCGACUUUAAGUCAAAAAUCCAAUGAAGAGAACUCAGCUCCGAGAAGUAAAAAUAACUCUAUUUCCACCACAACAAAUGCCUCCUCUAGUGCAACUGUUGACAAUAAUUUUACUGUCAAAAUUAAGCAGGAGAAAGGGGGAUUGGGAAUACAACUAAAACAGGAAAGAAAAUCAUCAAGUUCUUCAUCGUCAUCAUCUAGUGAAUCUUCUUCAAGUGAAGAAGAACCAGAGCCUGCUAAAAAACCAGCUGCAAUUGCUAAGCCAGAGGUAACAACUUCAACCCCAAAACCACCUUCUUCACCACUUAAUAUUAAACUAAAACCGAAAGCCAAUACUGUAAAAACAGCACCACCACCACAAUCUUCAUCGUCUUCCUCAUCGUCAUCAUCAUCGUCCUCAUCUUCGGAUGAAGAUGAACCUGUAGCACCGCCACCACCACCACCACCAACUAAACCGCCAUCAGCACAGAAAGAAAAAAAGACAAAGUCAGAAGAGGUUGUAAAGAAUACAACUAAAACUAAAUCUUCAAAAAAGAACAAUAACUCAGAAGAUGAUGUUGUUUGCAUGGGUAAAUUGGAAAAUAAAAUUGUACUCGAGGAUGACAGUGACGACGAAGAGGCUGAAGAUGAUAAUGGUGGUGAUGAUGAGGAUGAUGCGAAAUCAACAAUUUCAAAUAAAAAAUCUAAGAAACCGGACAAAAAAUUGUCAGAAAAGUGCAUGAUUUGCGGUAAAAAA
This is a messenger RNA of Lucilia sericata (common green bottle fly), 1185 nucleotides long. RefSeq lists its product as uncharacterized. The annotation marks the transcript as partial. The transcript has a single exon. The record is from RefSeq and is a predicted model, not a curated record. Lineage: Eukaryota; Metazoa; Arthropoda; Insecta; Diptera; Calliphoridae.